This is a messenger RNA of Galleria mellonella (greater wax moth), 1534 nucleotides long. RefSeq lists its product as uncharacterized. The transcript has a single exon. NCBI's taxonomy places the organism in Eukaryota, Metazoa, Arthropoda, Insecta, Lepidoptera, Pyralidae. The coding region runs from base 258 to 1022 and encodes 254 amino acids. The record is from RefSeq and is a predicted model, not a curated record.
GACAUCUGUCAACAUUACAUACUUUUCCCAUAAAAUUUCAGUUGUUAGUCUACUAAGCGGCGUUUUUGUUCCCACGUCACCGUCGUAUUGUCUACUCUGUUAUUGUGCGUCGAUGCAGCGGGAGAGGUUACGUGUGAGCGGUCACACGCGGGCUAUCGCGCGUGAGCUGUUCGAUUGCCGGCCAGGGAGGGGGCACCACGCCGCCCAAGGUCAGCAGCGGCUGUCGGCGAGCGGGCCCGCGCGCCACCACACGCCCCAUGCUGCCCGGACCACUCGCGCCCCUCGAUCCGCGUAAAACACGCGCCUUGACCACCAUCUACGCGCCGCGGAAAUUCAAAACACGGAAACAUAAAACGGCCCAAUCCAGGAUGCUCGACAAUGACAUCCAGAUCAAAUCAACGCUAUCUCCUUUCCUUCCUUUACCCGCUAUUGGACAGAAGAGCGAAAAACCCAAAACGAAAGUUAUUGUUUUAGACUUAAACAAGAGCGAAGAGGGCGGUUUGGAUAAGUCCUCUAUCAAAUUGCAUGAUGUAUUGAAGCCAUUGACGCCUCUGAGAAUUCACGGGUAUGUGAGAAAAAACUCUUUAGAUCUUGGCAAAAAGAAACCCCAACAGCUCGUGCGGGAGAACACGUAUGACGUUAUAGAGCCAAUUUAUCUCAACGCGGCGAAAGUAAGGAAAAGAGACGCGUCAAUAACAAGAAGAAAUUUAACGACUGUGAAUUCAGAAAGUGUAGAAACGAAUGAAGAGUCACCGAAAUAUUCACCGAAGACGAGGUUCAAGAAAGCGGCUAUACAAGUGGCGAAACUUACGUCAAUGCCCGAAACGGGCAAGUUGUUAAGUUUAAGGGAAAGACAAACUUUCAAUUUGUGCCUCAACGACGAUGAUAAAUCUUCGUGUCAUUUAGAAGAACUGCCAAAGAGUCCCACUCAAAAGCUGAAUAAGCUUACGGAAAUUUUUCAAAGCCUAGAAAUGAAGGGACGACACAGAGAUAGGAUGAAAAAAGAAAACAGUUGGUUUUAAUUGUUGGAUGGAGUUCUAGAGUAAGAUAGCGUUUUUAUUUACGUGUUUUCUAUACAUAUGAAGAUGAUUAUAAAAAAAGGAAUCCAUUUAAGUGAUAAUGUUAAUAAAAUAAGAGUUUAUUUUUGUUAAUGGGUACAAAAUGUUUAACGUAUACGAGAAAUAAUGAUAUUUCUGAUAUUGCUCAAAGUUUUAGUGUCGCGUACGUACUUGACUGUUAUAUUAAAGUGUGUCUUUUUCUAAUAUCUUGUUUAUUUAUUUAAUCAGGUAUUUUGUGUAAGGUGAGAAAAGGUUAAUCUGAAAUAGUAAGUUUAAUCCUGGCCAAUUCUACAAUAUUAGGUGUUUUACAAAUUUCCUUUAUAUUCUUUUGGUGAUUAUAUUUUUUUAAACAACUUAGAGGUGCAUUUAAGCUAAACUAAAAGUGGUAACCGUCAAGUGGUAACACAUGUGAAUAUGAAGCACCAUGGAUAUAACAGAAUAUACUAUGACGCCCAUGCUAUCUCCCUCACAAGUUU